Lactuca sativa (garden lettuce) is the source of this 921-nucleotide messenger RNA. RefSeq names its product protein FAR1-RELATED SEQUENCE 3. Gene Ontology annotation, molecular function: zinc ion binding. The record is from RefSeq and is a predicted model, not a curated record. Lineage: Eukaryota; Viridiplantae; Streptophyta; Magnoliopsida; Asterales; Asteraceae.
AUGAUAAAGAAGUUGAGUCUCGAAGAGCCGUUGAAGAAGAUGAAGACUUCAAGACUUCAAGACUAUGAACUUAAAGGCAGUUCUUUGUCAAUUCAGCUGAUAGAAGCAAAAGCAGGCGAAUGUUAUACCAGAAAGAAUUUUGAGAUUUUUCAAAAAGAGUGGAUACAAGCUACUAGCAAUCUAACUCAUGAGACAAUAAGCAAAUGUACAGAAGAAAUCAAAUAUUGGGUUGGGCAACUGGAUGUUGAUAAAACACACUGGAGAGUUGUCAUCUUUCGUCUCAAAGAUAAAGUGAAUGUCACAUGUUCCUGUGCAAAAUUUGAAGCAUAUGACAUAUUAUGCAAGCACUAUUUAUAUGUGAUCAAGAAGAGACAUGCUCAAACCCUUCUGAAUCAUUAUAUUUUGCCUAGGUGGUCACUUGAUGCUAGAUUCAAAGUGGAUACUCGUAGCAUUGGAUUGAACAAAAUGAAAAAUGAAAAGGAAGUUAGUGCCUUAACCCUAUGGUAUGUGUGUGCAAACAGUACCAAAGCAAUCGAACAUGCAACAAAUUCCCCUUCAAAAAUAAGAAAACUCAAUACUUUGUUGGUAAAGUUUUUAGAAGAUGAAGUUAUUCAGAAAAAUCUGAAUGCACCUGAAAAUCCAUCUCAACAUUCUUGUGCGGGAAUUACUCAAGUAGACACAAUGCCUCAAUUUUCUAUUCGGGAUCCUGCUAUUCUAACUAAUACGAAAGGGCUUCCUAAAAAUGCAACCACGAUUAAGUAUUCUUUAGAGAUGGUGAAGAAAAAAAGAAGAACUUGUUCUCAUUGCAAGGGAUUAGGUCAUUAUGCAACUGGGUGCCUAAUGAAAAAGUAUACCAUUCUUGAAAUCUCUACAGUCAUAUUUAGCAGCCUGCAUCAUACUUUCAAUGUUUUUCUAUUAUGA